Molecule: messenger RNA, 2299 nt
Organism: Saccostrea cuccullata (small rock oyster)
Lineage: Eukaryota; Metazoa; Mollusca; Bivalvia; Ostreida; Ostreidae
Exons: 16
Coding region: 8-2221 (737 amino acids)
Cellular component (GO): extracellular region
Source: RefSeq, a predicted model, not a curated record
UAACAGAAUGCGGGGUCUUCUGGUACUCGUAUUAUGCUUGUCUUUGGCAGAUAUUCUGCUGGCAAGAAAAUUUCAGCUUCCUGCUGAAUGGGAUGAAAAACGAGAGCUUGACGAACUUGCAGAAGACCUGCGUAGUCUCGAGAUAUCCAAUCCCAGAGGACAAGUAAGAAUCGCCAGAAGUGCUCGCCAGAAGCGACAGAGCAGCUCAGAUGAACAAGAAUUCCUUGACGCUCACAACGAUGCCAGAUCUAUAGUCAGCCCUACAGCAUCAAAUAUGAGAAAGAUGAAAUGGAGUGAUGAGUUAGCCCAGGUCGCCCAGAACUACGCCAACAAAUGCAUAUGGGGUCAUAAUUCAGCAAGAACUUCUGACACGAAGGCUCUGACGUCACAGUUCAGCUAUGUCGGCGAGAAUCUCUACGUCACUUCCAGAAGCAGUGUAAAUCCUAGUUCAGCCGUAGAAUCAUGGGACUCCGAGAAGAGUGACUAUACAUACAGUAACCAAGCAUGCACUGGAGUAUGCGGCCAUUACACUCAGGUUGCUUGGGCAAAUUCGGAGUAUGUUGGAUGUGCCACCAGUACCUGCCCUUCCUUCUCAGGAUUAUCCAGCUCCUUCAACGGAGGAACAAUUGUUGUCUGCAACUAUGGACCAGGAGGCAAUUACAAUGGCCAGAAGCCCUACAAGUCCGGAACUCCAUGCAGUUCUUGUCCCAGCGGUUACUCUUGUUCGAACAACCUUUGUACUGAUGGAAGUGGUGAUAGCGGGUCAGGGUCUUCAUCUGGGUCAAGUGGGUCUUCAUCCGAAUCUGACUCAUCAUCCGGUACCGGAAACAGUGAUUCCACUUCAACAAAUACCGGAAGCGGGCAAACUGAAAAUGAGGAUUGUUAUAUCAGUGAUGGAUCUAACUACCAGGGUACAGCCAGUACAACUGUGAGCGGAAAAACUUGUCUGGUCUGGUCUAGUGUCUUUUCCUCCCUGCCAAACAACAACUAUUGCAGAAAUUACUUCGCUGCCUACGGGUUCACCGAACCUGUUUGCUACAUGAGACCUGGAACUUAUUACGUUGAAUCUUGUGGAGUUCCCAAAUGCACUGAAAGCGAAUUAUAUAAAUCAUACCUUAAAUGCUAUAUGCAUUACUUUAUUUUCUGUACUAUUCCGGUUAAAAUGAAGCUCGUCAUACAUUUGACCAUUAUCUUAACGGUCCUCAUGAUUGAUGAGGUUUAUUCCAAGACUUUCUUUCAUAAGGAGAAACCAUAUGCAAUUAAAAUCAAGGGCCGAAAGCAAGUAGAUGUUCGAGAUACAGACAUACUGCCAGGCUUAAAUCUAGAGAUUUCCAAUCCCCAGGGCAAAGUAAAGGCCGCGAAGAAGGUCCUUCGUAAAAGACGACAAACGUCAGAGCAACAAGAGUAUCUAGAUGCCCAUAACACAGCCAGAUCAAUUGUCAGCCCAACUGCAGCUAACAUGAAGAAACUGAAAUGGAGCAAUGAAUUAGCCCAGGUUGCUCAAAAUUAUGCCCAAAAGUGUAUCUGGGCACACAACUCUAAAAGAACCGAGGAGACAAAAGCUCUAACGUCUAAAUUCAGCUAUGUUGGCGAAAACCUAUUUGCAACGUCAUCACAAUCUGUUGAUCCAAGUUCUUCUGUGGAAUCUUGGGACCACGAAAAGACAGUGUACAACUACGAUACAAUGGAGUGCUCUGGUGUUUGUGGGCAUUAUACUCAGGUGGCCUGGGCGCAUACUGAGUAUGUUGGAUGUGCUUCUGCAAAAUGCGAAACUUUCACUGGGCUAUCUUCGAGCUUCAGUGGUGGGAAUAUCGUGGUUUGCAAUUACGGAGAAGGUGGGAAUUACAAUGGCCAAAAACCAUACGAGUCUGGGCCUCCAUGCAGUUCCUGUCCUAGUGGUUCCACGUGUUCAGACAAUCUCUGCGUUGGAGGUGACGGGUCUGAUACCGGAAGUAGCGGUUCUACAGCAACAAACAGCACUGUCAUGAUUCCAGACGAGGGCUGCUUUCAGGCGGAUGGCUCAAACUACCAUGGGACGGUUAGCGUCACAGUCUCUGGGAAGCAGUGUCUGAUGUGGUCCAAAUUCUACGAUUUCCUUCCCGGCAAUAACUACUGCAGGAAUUACUUCGCACCCUACGGCGUAGAUGAGCCAGUUUGUUAUAUUCAGGAGAAUGCUCACUAUGUGGAAUCUUGCGGAGUUUCUAAGUGUGGUUCUGUGUAAUAAAGUGCAAUCCUACACUACCAGAUCCCUGGGAAAAGAAUCACAGAUUUUCUUUUGAAGAAAAAAAUUCUAUAAAAU